Messenger RNA from Phaedon cochleariae (mustard beetle), 1363 nucleotides. The record is from the annotation of a GenBank genome assembly. NCBI's taxonomy places the organism in Eukaryota, Metazoa, Arthropoda, Insecta, Coleoptera, Chrysomelidae.
CACAUUUGAAGUGUUCUGAGUGCCCAAGGCUGACAAAAGUAUUCCUCAGUUUAAAUACUGGGAUAUUGUUUUGAAUCUAGAAUUGCUUUCGUUGGAGUUUGUGCGCGCAGAGAGGACAGCUGAUUUCUCUUUGUACAUGAAAGUUUUACCCAAACUUGCCUCUUGGUUUUUUGCACUUGACCAUACAAACUAUGCCAGGUGGCUACCAGUCCAUAUUAAGGACCUCCUCGCCUUAGAGAAGGAUAAUCCUGCUCUGUACAAGGAAUUACAAGCAGGUCACUUUGUGACAAGAAAGAGCUGCAAUUCAUUCUCGGCCAUUGCUCUUGAUCACGCACAUGAGCAGAUGAACGGACUGCUGAAAAACGACGGAGGUAUGAUCGGGUUAACAGAGAAUCCCGAGGCGAUGAGGAAGUUUGUGCUGUCAGGACCAGAAAUGGCCAACAUGGUUUCCAAGUUUGAGGAUGCAUCAUUUAACAAUACUGAGAAAAAGGGCGACCCAAACAACCAUCACAAUGCCAAUGAAGCAGCUCAAACAGCCUUUUUAACUCAUAAAAAGGCUCUAGAAAGCGUGAUGACCGAUUUGGGUAACCCCUUUCUAGAAGAAAAUGAAGAUUUGUACGAUUUAGAGUCCAAAAAAAUUUGCCCUUCAAGCUCUAAGGAUACUGUUUUCACCAUAGAGGACUGUGGUGUGACACAGUAUCAGAAUUUUGUUUCUGAACGGCUCGAAAGUAACAAAGUUUCAUUGAAGGAUCCAAUCAAAUUGAACAAAUUCCCUCUGUUCAAGACCGGAGUGAAAAAAAAUACAAAUUUGAAUCUGAAAUCCCAAGUGACUGCUUCAAAAAAUGACUGCAGCUUGUUUAGAAGGUUAUACAUCGCCACUAGCGCUAACAGGCCAAAUGAUCUUGGAGAAUUUUUCUCUCAUGAAAAUCAGGAAUACCCUCCAUCUAUUUCUGUUAUGGGGAAAUUGCGCACUAGUGACUCGAAAUCAGACCUUACCAAGUACCUGUCUAACUUGUCUGAAGAGUGCACCGCUGAUAGUGUGCCCAUCGUACGAGCAAAAAUACUAGACGGAGCAGUGAUUGUGCACAUGUUGGAACCAGGAACUCCUGUCACUUUUGGCGAUUAUAUAAGCAACAUAUCUCUCAACUAUGUUAGAAAGGAAUCUGCUACAGUGAAUCGGUUGGAUUUAGUCUUUGACAGGUACCUUGAAAAUAGUCUCAAAUAUGGGACACGUCAGAAGCGCGGAGGGGGAUCAAGAAUCCGAGUGACAUUGUCCACCAAAGUGCCUGAAGGAUGGGAGAAUUUCCUUCGACAUGCCGACAACAAGACAGCCUUGUUUGAACUUCUUGCUGAAAGCAUUUAA